Messenger RNA from Choloepus didactylus (southern two-toed sloth), 3848 nucleotides. It is a transcript of the gene PIGO, whose product is annotated as phosphatidylinositol glycan anchor biosynthesis class O. Gene Ontology annotation, molecular function: mannose-ethanolamine phosphotransferase activity. Gene Ontology annotation, cellular component: endoplasmic reticulum membrane. Lineage: Eukaryota; Metazoa; Chordata; Mammalia; Pilosa; Megalonychidae. The record is from RefSeq and is a predicted model, not a curated record. Gene Ontology annotation, biological process: GPI anchor biosynthetic process. Bases 579 to 3848 code for a protein of 1089 amino acids. The transcript has 11 exons.
CUCACGAGACCCACCCCCCUCAGGCUUCCCGCACGUGAAAGAGCUCGUCCCGGCAACCCGUAGACUGUGGUGGCCAGACCGGGGUCAGGGUACACGGGCGGAGGCCGGGUAGCCACCCGAGGAGGCGGAGCUGCCCGGACGCCUGGGUCCCAGCGAGGCCCUACGCGCUCCAGGCCUGACGCCCCUGCUCCGCCGCCCAGGCGAUGCUGGCCGUCCGGAAGCGGAUCGUGACUCCUCCCUUUCGUCCCCUCGGUCCCCGGCAGGCGGCGCCGUCAGCCCGGCCCGGGUUCCCCUGCGGCUGCGAGCCCUGCCUACCCUAGGGGAAUUGAGAUUGGCGUGGAGAGAGGCGAAGAAACGGGCUGGCAGAGAGCCAUGUGUCACUUGGAAUACGUUUUCCUCUUGGGCUGUGUAUUUUAGCUUUAGGAUCUCCUGGAGAAUCUGUGUGAAUUCCUGCGCUCUACACCCAAGUAUCCUGAAGCAGGCGAUCUGGGUGAGGCCUGGAAACCGUUUUUAUCAGUCGCUCCAGGUUGAUUGAUGCCGAUAGUCUGUGGACUUCACCUUCAUUCCACUCACUUUGAAUGCAGAAGGUCUCAGUGCUGCUCUUCCUGGCCUGGGUCUGCUUCCUCUUCUAUGCCGGCAUUGCCCUCUUCACCAGUGGCUUCCUGCUCAUGCGUCUGGAGCUCACCAACCAUAGCAGCUGCCAAGAGCCCCCAGGCUCCGGGCCCCUUCCCCACGGACACCGAGGGGAGCCCGGAGCCUGUUGGAUGACUGCGCGGUUCUCCCGGGUUGUGUUGGUGCUAAUAGAUGCACUGCGUUUUGACUUUGCCCUGCCCAAGAGCCCACACAUGCCUGGGGCGCCUCCUGUCUCUGUGCCCUUCCUUGGCAAACUGGGCUCCUUGAAUAGGAUCCUAGAGAGUCAGCCCCACCAUGCCCGGCUCUACCGAUCUCAAGUUGACCCCCCUACCACCACCAUGCAGCGCCUCAAGGCCCUCACUACUGGCUCACUGCCUACCUUUAUUGAUGCUGGCAGUAACUUCGCCAGCCACGCCAUAGUGGAAGACAAUCUCAUUAAGCAGCUCACCAGUGCAGGAAGGCGUGUAGUCUUCAUGGGAGAUGAUACCUGGAAAGACCUUUUCCCUGCAGCUUUCUCCCAAGCUUUCUUCUUCCCAUCCUUCAACGUCAGAGACCUGCAUACAGUGGAUAAUGGCAUACUGGAACACCUCUAUCCCACUGUGGACAGUGGUGAAUGGGACGUGCUGAUUGCUCACUUCCUGGGUGUGGAUCACUGUGGCCACAAGCAUGGCCCUCACCACCCUGAGAUGGCCAAGAAACUUAGCCAAAUGGACCAGGUGAUCCAGGGCCUUGUGGAACGUCUGGAGAAUGACACACUGUUGGUGGUGGCUGGGGACCAUGGAAUGACCAUGAAUGGGGACCAUGGAGGGGACAGCGAGCUGGAAGUCUCUGCUGCACUCUUUCUGUACAGCCCCACAGCCCUCUUCUCCAGUGCCCCACCAGAGGAGCCAGAGGUGGUUCCUCAAGUCAGCCUGGUGCCCACGCUGGCCCUGCUGCUGGGCCUGCCCAUCCCAUUUGGGAACGUCGGGGAAGUGAUGGUGGAGGUGUUUUCAGGGAGUGAGGACUCCCAGUUCCACUCCUCUGCUCUGGCCCAAGCCUCAGCUCUCCAUCUAAAUGCCCAGCAGGUGUCACGAUUUCUUCACACCUACUCAACCGCUACCCAGGACCUCCAAAUUAAGGAGCUUCAACGGCUGCAGAGCCUCUUCUCCAAAGCCUCUGCUGACUACCAGCGGCUUCUGCAGAGCCCCCAGAGAGCUGAGGCAGCACUGCAGGCUGUGAUUGCUGAGCUGCAGCAGUUCCUGCGGGGAGCUCGGGCUAUGUGCAUCGAGUCCUGGGCUCGUUUCUCUCUGGUCCGCAUGGCGGGGGGUGCCACUCUCUUGGCUACCGCUUGCUUUCUCUGCCUGCUGGCAUCUCAGUGGGCAACAUCCCCAGGCUUCCCCUUUCGCUCUCUAUUCCUGAUACCUGUGUUAUCGGGUCUGGCUGGGGCCAUGUUAUAUGCUGGACUCCUGGCAACUACAGGGCUGAAGUUGGAUCCAGUAGUUCUAGGGGCUGUGGCUGCAAUGGGCUCACUCCUGCCUUGUCUGUGGAAAGCCUGGGCUGGCUGGGGAGCUGGGAGGCACCUGGCAGACCUGCUUCCCAUCCCUGGGCCUGUCCUACUGUUCCUACUCAUACGUUUGGCUGCCUUCUUCUCUGAUAGCUUUGUCGUAGCUGAGGCCAGGGCCACCCCAUUUCUUUUGGGCUCUCUCAUCUUGCUCUUGCUUGCCCAGCUUCACUGGGAGGGCCAGCUUCUGCCACCUAGGCUGCUUGCAGUACCCCGUCUUGGCUCUUCCACUCCACCCAGUGCCCCACGGCACAAUGGUGCACACAUCCUGGGGCUUGGAGUUGGGCUGCUUUUAUGUACAAGGCUAGCUGGGCUCUUUCAUCGCUGCCCUGAAGAGACACCUGCUUGCCGCUCCUCUCCCUGGCUGAGUCCCCUGGCAUCCAUGGUGGGUGGUCGAGCCAAGAAUUUGUGGUACGGAGCUUGUGUGGGGGCGCUGGUGGCCCUGUUAGCUUUCGUGCGCCUAUGGCUUCACCGCUAUGGUAAUCUCAAGAGCCCUGAGCCCCCUGUGCUCUUUGUGCGCUGGGGGUUGCCCCUAAUGGCACUGGCCACUGCUGCCUACUGGGCAUUGGCUUCAGGGGCAGAUGAAGCGCCCCCACGUCUCCGGGCCCUGGUUGCUGGGGCAUCAGUUAUGCUGCCUCGGGCUGUGGCAGGGCUGGCUGCUUCUGGGCUCAUGCUGCUGCUCUGGAGGCCUGUGACAGUGCUGGUGAAGGCUGGAAUGGGUACCCCAAGAACGAGGACUAUCCUCACUCCCUUCUCAGGCCCCCCUACUUCUCAAGCUGAUCUGGAUUAUGUGGUCCCUCAAAUCUACCGUCACAUGCAGGAGGUGUUCCAGGGCCGGCUAGCAAAGACCAAAUCUCAGGGCCCCCCAACUGUGACAGCCUAUCAGUUGGGGAGUGUCUACUCAGCUGCUAUGGUCACAGCUCUCACCCUGUUGGCCUUCCCACUCCUGCUGUUGCAUGCAGAGCGCAUCAGCCUCGUGUUCCUGCUUCUGUUUCUGCAGAGCUUCCUUCUCCUGCAUCUGCUUGCUGCUGGGAUGCCCAUCACCACCCCUGGUCCUUUUAUUGUGCCAUGGCAGGCAGUCUCUGCUUGGGCCCUCCUGGCCACACAUACCUUCUACUCCACGGGCCACCAGCCUGUCUUUCCAGCCAUCCAUUGGCAUGCAGCCUUCGUAGGAUUCCCAGAGGGUCAUGGCUCCUUCACCUGGUUGCCUGCUUUGCUGGUGGGAGCCAACACCUUUGCCUCCCACCUCCUCUUUGCAGUAGGUUGUCCGUUGCUCCUACUCUGGCCCUUCCUAUGUGAGAGUCAAAGACCUCGGAAGAGGCGGCAGCCCCCAGGGAAUGAAGCUGAGACCAGAGUCAGGCCUGAGGAAGAGGAGGAGCCACUGAAGGAGAUGCGGCUCCAGGAUGCCCCUCACCACUUCAAUGCAGCACUGCUGCAGCUGGGCCUCAAGUACCUCUUUGUCCUUGGUACUCAGAUUCUGGCCUGUGCCUUGGCAGCUUCCAUCCUCCGCAGGCAUCUCAUGGUCUGGAAGGUGUUUGCCCCUAAGUUUAUUUUUGAAGCCGUGGGCUUCAUUGUGAGCAGCGUGGGACUUCUCCUGGGCAUAGCUUUGGUGAUGCGAGUGGAUAGUGCUGUUAGCUCCUGGUUUAGGCAACUAGUUCUGGCACAGCAGAGGUAG